Messenger RNA from Folsomia candida, 1796 nucleotides. RefSeq lists its product as uncharacterized. Bases 106 to 762 code for a protein of 218 amino acids. The transcript has 3 exons. Gene Ontology annotation, biological process: signal transduction. The record is from RefSeq and is a predicted model, not a curated record. Gene Ontology annotation, molecular function: protein binding. NCBI's taxonomy places the organism in Eukaryota, Metazoa, Arthropoda, Collembola, Entomobryomorpha, Isotomidae.
UUGGAAGUGCAAACCCAGUCAGUCUACAUCAAAUCCAUUAAGUAUUAUUUUUUCAUUUACGUAGGACAAAAAUUCUAACAAAAGUCAUAGAAUUUGAAUUCAAAUAUGUCGUCCUUCCCAAUUGUUCAAGUGGUAGAAAUAUUAAUCCAGGACGGCCCCCUUUCUAAUGGGAGUAACCAGUUCGCAAGAAUUUUAGGUAUUGAUCCAGUCACGAGGAAAAGGAUACAAAAUACUCAUAAUUUAGCAAAAGGUAAUGCUACCGAUUAUUACACGGAAUUGUUGGAAGCAUGGCAAGGGCCCUUAGGAAAUAAGGCUACUGUGCAAGCCCUUCGAAAAAUCUUAGAAGACGAAAAGUUCAAAAGCGCUGCUGAUUCUUUGGAACAUCUCGACGUACCUGAGCUAGACAAAAACCAAACAACCACCACGCCCGCUUUGGCUGCUGCGCUAUCAGCGUAUCGUUUAUCCGAUCAAACCGUACGGUCAAAAAUAGUGGACAUACUGCUCAUCGAGCCUAACCUCAUUAACGAAUGGGUCGCGUUUUGUGGCUGGUUAGGCAUCCCGGAAGUGGAGCUAGUACAGUGGAGGCCGCAGUAUAUGGUGGCCAUCAUGUCGAAAUAUGAACUGCUUAGUAAGAUCCUUAGCGUCUGGGGCUCACGAGAAGGGGGAAAAGCAAAUGUUGCCAUUCUUAUAAAAGUAUUGAACGAUCACAAGUUUCUGACGGAGUCGACAAAGAUUGAGGACAAAUUCAAACUUGCUGAAUAGAUACAAAGAAUAAUAAAUAAUGAAAUCAUUUGUUCGCGAAAAUGCCUUAUUAUCGUUUGCAUACCAUCAUUUGGUGAAGCGAAGAAACAUUAUGAAAAAUAGACAAACUUUAACCAACGAAAUGUAAAAUGUAAAUAUUUAUUGCUACAAAAAUGUAGCGAUCAACAGGGUAAAAAAUGUCACUCAUGGCUUGUCUGACCCUUUUGUAACCGGCUGAGCGAAUCAGAUUUUAUAACUGCCUAAGUCUAAUGUACAUACCUACUAGGUACUACUAGGUACUAUGUUAAAAAUUACACAUGUUUGUACAAUACUCUUCACAGGUCAUUUCGAACGUAUUUAUUUUGAGGUCAUUGUAGCUACGAAGAAGGAAAAAUCGACUACAGAUCGUGUAAAAUUAUUAACUGGCUUUAUUUCCAGAAAUAAAUUAGUAACUUUGUCAGUUUAUCUACAUAAAUAGUAUCAAAAGGGAGUAUGCCCAUUAGAUCCGCACUCCAAUUUGCUAUAUGAAUGUACAUAGAAUACAUAGGUAUCUCGAUUCAUUUUUAAUGACUUUCAGAUUGUGUGACUAUGGCGAUUGAAUACCCUGCAUAUUUAUCAAUGAAUGUACAAUUAUGUUAUAUGAACACUUUGCAGUGUCAGAUAAAUAAACAUGCGUAUUAGUUAUGUUGUGUUGGUAACGCUUACGUAAUAAUAUUAAUAAUUAUUACCCAACAGUGUAAAAAUACCACUUGUUAAAUUAUUUGUUAUCUAAAAAUUGGUUACAAAACUUGGCUUAGGUGAGGGGGCAUAUAAAUGUCUUAAACAAGAUAAUAAUCUAAAGGGUCUAUAAUUAUUCCGCAAAUCUCACCAAAUAUUAGUUUAUUAAAGACUGUAUUUUGAUAACUUUUAAAUAGAUAAAUAAUUUUCACGUAUUUAGAAGCUGGUCUGGAUUGAAGACUUCCUUUUAAAUGCAAAUAAGUAUGUGGAAAUGAAAACUCUUAGAACCAAUUGUACGAUGAUCUUGUAUUAAAUGUAAUUAUGUAACUAUGAGGAAA